UCUAAAAUGAAAGGAAGAGCAUUUGUUAUAUAAUUGAUAGAAAUCGAACAGCUUCUCAAAUAGCCCCUUUUCAAACACACAUUUUCGGUAACAUCGUUUGAAACAGGGAUCGACAGACUGUUGGAAUCUGAGAAAAACGGAUUUCAGUAAAAUCAUUGAGAAAAAUAAUGAAAUGUUGGCUAGAUUUGUCGAAUCAAAUGGCUUGGAUCCCACCGCUGAUCCAACGCGACAGCGAAAAAAGUCUAGAGUGGAGAAAGAAAAUAAUAGACACGCACAACCUUCUCGUAUUAUGGAGAAAAUAUCUCUGAGUAAACCGAUCGAAGAUCGCACCAGACCGAUAUGCUAUUUCGAAAUAGUAAUAGCAGUCAAUUAUCGAAAACUGGGAAACUUGAUUUUCCAAUUAUUCGAUAAUGUUGUCCCAAAAACCUGUCAAAAUUUCAUCUCUUUCUGCAGAGGCUUCAACGGACUUUCUUACCAAGGAACACCCUUCCAUCGCAUAGUACCAGGUUAUUGGUGUCAGGGAGGUGAUGUACAAAAAUUCAAUGGUUCUGGUGAGACUUCUAUAUACGGUGAUACAUUUGAAGAUGAAAGUUUCGAGCUGAAACAUUCGGAAAGGGGAAUUUUAUCUACGUGCGGUUUUGAAAAGGACUCCAAUUGCUCCAAGUUUAAUCUGACUUUUAAGCCCCUGGAAAGUGUUGAUGGUAAACGUGUAGUUUUUGGAAAAGUCAUAGAAGGUCUUGCUACCCUUAAAGAGAUUGAGAGAUACGGAAGUAUAGCUGGCAAACCAACAAUGAAAAUUAUUGUUUCAAAAUGCGGAGUUCUGGAGAACGAUGAGCUUGAAAACUGACAAUUG
Messenger RNA from Venturia canescens, 853 nucleotides. RefSeq names its product peptidyl-prolyl cis-trans isomerase-like. Gene Ontology annotation, molecular function: peptidyl-prolyl cis-trans isomerase activity. The transcript has 4 exons. Lineage: Eukaryota; Metazoa; Arthropoda; Insecta; Hymenoptera; Ichneumonidae. Gene Ontology annotation, biological process: protein peptidyl-prolyl isomerization. The coding region runs from base 173 to 847 and encodes 224 amino acids. The record is from RefSeq and is a predicted model, not a curated record.